AUUUUCAUGCUUCAUGUUUCAGCAUGAGGCUUCCCCAUUCGUUUACAGAAAGCAAUAUUAUUAGUACUAGCCAAACUGAACCAAAUUUUCUGAACCUCCAAAUGAAAUCAACAAAGGUGUCUCUAGAGUCUAGACCACGUCAACGCCUGGUUUUUUAGAUGAGUGGUUCAAAGCACUUUACACAAAUGACAAAACAGUUUGAUGGCUGCUUUAUAUUGACUAUUUCUAAAUAGUAAUAACUCUGAAUGAUGAUUGAUGAAUGUUGUCCAUACAAACCUGAAAUGUAGUCUGCAAUGGUGAGAAGCUCUAUGCUUCUACUCUUCAUCAUCGUCGUCUGUACUUUUCUCCCCAUCUUUAUCCUUUCGACAAGCGACACCUCGUACGACGAUUGCUUCCCUUUCAAGUGCGGUAACAUCAAUUUCUCCUUCCCCUUCUACUCCCGUCUCAACUCCAUUUGUGGUCUUCCUGGCUUCGAGAUCAGCUGUGAAAACUCUUCUUCGGAUCCCAAGCUUUUACUCUCCGGCCGACUCUACCAUGUCAAAAACUUGGAAAUGACACUAUCCAAUCCCAUUUCUGAUUCCAGCCUUAUGAACACUUUGAUCACAGUCGUUGACCCCCAACUCAUCAAAGAUCUCACUGCUGGCUCAUGUGAAUCUUUCUACAAUCUCUCUAUAGCUAAUACUUCAACAGGUUCUCUUAAUCUUCCUCCAGGGAGUGCUAACUUGACGCUUUUUAAGUGUCCGAAGAAGCUAUCUCUUUCUAAAGAGUUCACUGAUAAGGUUGUCAAUAACGUUAGUUGUAACGAUGGUGAUCAGCUUUAUGUAUGGAGAAAUAGAACCCAAUUCGAUCCACCUUUAUUCAAUUCUGUAGUGUUGGCGCCAAGUGGGUGUCUUGCGGUAUUCCUGCCUGUUUCCGGCUUCGGCUAUCUCCUUCUGAACGCCAGCGAUGCUGAUCAGAGGACCAAGCUGAUUCAGGUGUUGGAUGCUGGGUUUUUAUUGGGAUGGAAAUGGAGUAAUAUAGAGGCUCAGGAAGCCUGUGAGGAAUGUCAUAAACGUCGCGGACGGUGUGGCUAUGACGGAAGCUUGAAGAAAGUCGUCUGCUUUUGCAAGGGCGGCUGUGAAAAGGGCAAACGGAAAAAGCAACUGUUCAUCACAGGUGGGGCAAUAAUUGGAAGCUGUUCAAUUCUGCUCAUUGUAGUACUGUUGGCUUUUAGAAAAAGAAUUCCAUCAUUGUUCAGGAAAUUCAAUUCUGGAAAGAACCAACCAAAACCUGGAGAUGGACUAAAUGUCAAGCAAUUCAUUAAAACCUAUCAAUCAUCUUUGCUGGCAAAUCACUCGUACAACGAUGUAAAGAAGAUGACUAAUGGCUUCAAAGAGAAACUAGGAGCAGGAGGCUAUGGUAAUGUCUACAAGGGAAAGUUCCCAGAUGGUCGUUUCGUUGCUGUCAAAAUGAUUGACAAAUCUAAUGACACUGGCCGCAACUUCAUUAAUGAAGUUGCCACCAUCGGUAGAAUCCACCAUGUUAAUAUCAUCAAUUUACUAGGUUUCUGCUGUGACGGUUCCACGAGAGCUCUUAUUUAUGAGUACAUGCCCAAUGGAUCGUUGGGAGACUUGUUAUCUCAAGAAGAAGCUAAUCUUUCAGUAGGGUUGGUAAAGCUCUUUGAAAUUGCAUUGGCAGUUGCUUAUGCAAUUGAGUAUCUGCACAACGGUUGCGAAUCUCGAAUCCUGCAUCUUGACAUAAAGCCGCAAAAUGUUCUACUAGACCAGGAUUUCAAUCCCAAGAUUUCGGAUUUCGGAUUGGCAAAAGUUCAUUCGCGAAACAGAAGUGUUGUCACGAUGACAGUUAUGGAAUGUUACUAUUAGAGAUGGUUGGUGGAAGAAAACAUCUCGAGCCGACAACAAAUACUUCCAGUUCUGAAUCAUACUUUCCUGACAGGAUUUAUAACAAUCUCCUUGAGGAUUAUAAUAACCUGAAGCAUGAUUCAGAAAUUUCCCUGGUAGAAGAA
Pistacia vera is the source of this 2005-nucleotide messenger RNA. Its product is annotated as rust resistance kinase Lr10-like. Gene Ontology annotation, biological process: protein phosphorylation. Bases 294 to 1862 code for a protein of 522 amino acids. Gene Ontology annotation, molecular function: ATP binding; protein kinase activity; polysaccharide binding. The record is from RefSeq and is a predicted model, not a curated record. The transcript has 4 exons. Lineage: Eukaryota; Viridiplantae; Streptophyta; Magnoliopsida; Sapindales; Anacardiaceae.